Molecule: messenger RNA, 1954 nt
Organism: Panicum hallii
Lineage: Eukaryota; Viridiplantae; Streptophyta; Magnoliopsida; Poales; Poaceae
Exons: 5
Coding region: 845-1831 (328 amino acids)
Source: RefSeq, a predicted model, not a curated record
UUUUUUCAUUUUCACCCUACGCAACGGCGCCGGGUUCUUCACUUCCCGAAGCUCUUGACGGAUGUUCUGAGGAGCGUGGGAGUGGAACGCGGGUGCGACGAUGGUCGCGCCAUUCCCCGGAGGCCUUCGUACAGCCAAGCCAUGUUCCAGUAGCUGGUCAAGCUGCCCCGCCGCGCCCGAGGGAGGAGAAGGCUCUGGGCAAGUUCUUGUGCCCGACAAGGCCGCCCCUGUCCAUCUUGGCCAAGCAGAGGGGGCGGUCGUUCAUCGCCCGAGCUUCUUGGCCGACGGGAGAGUUCCGCUGUCCUUCUCAGCGAAGGAGAUUCCGAGGUGAAGUUCGGAGGCGAAGUCCUGGUAAUGAUCAAGAAAUGGCUGCGGAAUUCGCCACCCCCGCCGCUGGUAAGGGUGUUCUCAGUCCACAACGAAGCGGAUGCAUCUCUUCCGAUCGGGGGGCAAUGCGGAAUCGUAGUCCGGCUAGGGUUAUGCUUAUGCAACGAAGAAUCCGAGUCCUACUUCCAGUCGCCUCGCUUCGACCGGUCCUGCUGGCUUUAUAUUGGUCCGAGGAGAGCCAGAAUUAAUCGGUUCAUCUUUUCUUGUGGAUCGCAUCUCCAAAUGAAGCUGUAGGCGUUCAGAAUCAAAAUGGAAGACAAUUUAAUGCGCAGAAGGAAAAGACAGAGGCACUGCUAUGAAAAGUCCAUCUUCAGACAAAGGAAUGCAAAAGUUCAGUUUUCAGAAAUUCCAGAGGAUGUGUUAGGGACAAUUUUAUCAAAACUGCCACAAAAGGAAAUUGUAAGAACUAGUGUUAAAUGGAAACACAUCUGGAAAGUUUGCCCCAAACUCAGAUUUGAUGGUAGCACAAUGUGUGUUGAAGAUGUGGCUGGAACACAGCACUAUACUCAGGAAGUUUAUUGACAUUGUCAAUGGAGUCUUGAAACAGUACAGUGGCAAGGUGGUUGAAGAGCUUGACGUUAAGUUUGAAUUUGACGCCACACUAGCUGAACAUCUCGAUGAUUGGGUUAACUUUGCUUUAUCAUCACGAGCAAAGAAUCUAGCUCUUGACUUACUCCCGGCCAAGUUUGGGCUCCAUCCUGAUCGGUACAGAUUUCCUCUAGAGUUAUUUGAUGGCGGAAGCAUAUUCCGUCUACAACAUCUGCAGCUUAGCUUUGUGUCUUUAGAAUCACCUUCCAACUUCUGUGGUUUUCCCAACCUAAAGAAGCUUGAUCUGCAUGUGCUGCAUGUCACUCGUGUGGACCUUCAAGAUAUGUUGUCAAACUGCUUUAAUCUUGAAUGGCUGAGUAUAGUUAGAUGCCAUUUAGAUAAUGCUGAACUGAAGGUGGUUCGUCCGUUGCCCCAUCUGCUAUACUCGCAUGUCGCGUACUGUGAUAUAAACGGGAUAGAAUUCAGUGUCGUGAAUCUGCAGACUUUUGUAUACAGGGGGCGCUGGAUUCCUUUUCACCUCGGUCAUGCUUUGGCGGUGAAAGAUGCUAGGGUCAAUUUUAUUGGCAAGAUGACUCUUGAGUUUGCACUGAAUGCGCUUCCCAACUUGCUUCCAGGCGUGCAGAAUCUAAUUUUGCAUUCAUCCUUGCCACUUAAGACACCCCGUCUACAAGGAAAUUGUUCCAAGUUUUGUCAGCUGAAGUUUUUUGUGCUGGUUGAAGAUCUCAGUAACCUUUUGUGGUUGGCUUCAUUCUUGAGAGCUGCUCCUUUCAUCGAAAAAUUAGAUAUACAUUUUUCAAUCUGUGCCUUCCCGCAUUGCCCAGAGCUUAUCAGGAGUCUUCCAAUAUCUAAAGAACCUGACCAUCACAGGAUUUGCAGGGUGCAUGGGUCAAGUUGAAUUGUUGACGCACAUUGUAGAAAAUGCCUCUAACCUGGAGGCUUUGACUAUCGAUCGAGUUACUCACUUUGGUAUUGACGAAGAGUACGAAAGGCGAUCAAGAUCCAAGGCACUGGAGAUUGA